AUGGAAGAAAUUGAUCCACCAGUCCCUUCAGGAGAAGUUACCCCACCAACUACAGUGAGGUCCCAAUUGCCUGCUACACAUGCUCCACCAUAUGCCCCGCCAUCCAUGUACAUGCCAUCGACUCCGGUGCCUCCAGUUUUACCAUCUUCCAAUGAAGCUAUACGCAUCGCAGUGCUCGAAGGCACAGUUAAUCAGAUGACCUCCAACAUCAUUGAACUUAUGGCUUUGCUCAGCGGACCAAACCGUGCCUCUUCAAGUUCCAUCCCGCCUCCUGCGUAUGGGUCAAUGGUUGAUCCGUCUCCUUGGGUCCCACCAACCCUUGCCCCAGAAAAUGAUGUUGUGCCUAUUCCAGCGCCGACACACUUCCCGGCGACUGUUCCACCGUUGACACACGCACCGGAGGUCUGUCCGUCUGUUGCUCCUCUUCCGGUAACACUUUCGGUGACUUUCCCUCCUCCGCCAAUGACGAUAUCGAUAAUUGAUCCAGCUAUGCUUGCGCUUCCUCCGAUGUUAGUAUCAGCCACAAGCACACAUGCUCCUGCUCCCAUCGCUGAGCCAUUUCCUUUCCCAGCUCCACAACCCCAAAUAAGCCUUCCUCACCGAACUCCAUCGAUCCUAAACAUUCCUUACCAUAACCCAGAUACACAAGCUGUGGCUGCCCCUGAAGCUCCACCGACAUAUAUUAUCCCUACUGCGGAGAUAGAACAGGAGCGCCGAAUGAAACGAAUGGAAGAGAUGAUGAAGGCUCUCCAGGAAAGUGACUCUCGUUAUGACACGAGUUACUUGGACCUGAAUCUCUUUCCAAACAUGAGGCUACCUCCAAAGAUCAAGAUUCCCGACUUCGACAAGUAUGACGGGACCACAGACCCAAAGCCACAUCUGCAAGGCUAUCGAAACCGCAUGAUGCCGUACUGGGGAUAUGAACAGUUUAUGAUUCAAACUUUUCAGGAAAGUUUGAAAGGAGCAGCACUCAGUUGGUUCACCUCUCUCAAAGCAGCGGACAUUCCCACUUGGGAUGAACUCACUAAGAAGUUUGUGACCCAGUAUGGCUACAAUACUGGCAUAGCUCCGUCCUAUCUCGAGUUAAGCGUCAUGGAAAUGCAAGAGGAGCAAGCCUUUGUGGACUAUGCUACUCAAUGGCGUGUUGAGGCGGCCAAGCACCGUCCUCCGAUUGACGAAGCGAAACAGAUCCAGAUAUUUCAUGGGACCCUCAAGGGUGAAUACUACUCGCACCUCUUGGGACACAUGUCAUCUUUCAACGCAAUGAUAAAGGCUGGCAAGAAGGUUAGCCUUGGGAUUAAACUGGGAAGGAUUGACCAUUCGGUCAGAAAGGGAGAGGGUGAAUCCUCCAAGAAGACAGCCGUCACUGCUGCUUCCUCCCACAACAGGAAAGGCAAAGAUGCUAAUGUUAGCGUGGUGAACCCGGGGCACCCCAGCCAUCAGCAAUAUGCAGUUAAUGUCGCUCCGUCAUUUCCACUACCCCCACCGGCUUCGAGAAUUCCUCACCCGGCCCAGGGAGCCCCAACACCGCUAACCCAGCAGGGUAACAGGGGCCAGGUCAGGCCUCGACCUCAGUAUCUACCUCUUCCUGUUCCUCAGUCAAACAUAUUCCGUCAACUUCUUGCUGCCGGAAAGAUCAACCCGGAAGCCCCCAACGAGAAUUUCAAUCCUGCAAAUCUGAACCAGAACCUUUGUUGUGAAUACCACAUGGGUCCUCCAGGACACACGACCGAUAAUUGUUACACCCUCAGGGGCAAGCUGCAGGCACUGAUCGAUAAGAAGUUGCUCUCGUUCAACGAGGUGAAGCCACCAAAUGUUCAGAUCAAUCCUCUCCCUGACCACGGCUCCAGCUCAGCCCGACUGUCAACAUGA
Messenger RNA from Punica granatum (pomegranate), 1872 nucleotides. The record is from RefSeq and is a predicted model, not a curated record. Lineage: Eukaryota; Viridiplantae; Streptophyta; Magnoliopsida; Myrtales; Lythraceae.